This is a messenger RNA of Hyposmocoma kahamanoa, 1802 nucleotides long. RefSeq lists its product as uncharacterized. NCBI's taxonomy places the organism in Eukaryota, Metazoa, Arthropoda, Insecta, Lepidoptera, Cosmopterigidae. The transcript is spliced from 3 exons. The record is from RefSeq and is a predicted model, not a curated record. The coding region runs from base 16 to 1677 and encodes 553 amino acids.
GAUGGAGUGCGAAAGAUGGGUGCUAGAUCACCAGCGAACACGAGAACCCGCCGCGGUGCCUUCAAAUGCGAGUUUUGUGGUCGAAAUUUGAUAAGUGCGGAAGGCCUAAAGUCUCACCAACGCACCUUGCAUUCAAUUGCGUUAAAAGAUAAAGAAAAAAGGGUAUCGAAGGUCGAUCUUCGAUCUCAGACUGUAGCCAGUAAAGUGCAGAAGCCUAAGAAAGGCAUCAUUCUUAAAAAAAUCAGAAAGGUUACGCCUAAAAUUGGUGUAAAAAAUAUGCCUCUUGAAAAGGACAAAAAAGAAAAAACUAUUACUCUCGAAGAAGUUUCUCGGACUGAACAGAAAGCCGCGAAGAAGGUGAAGGGUUGUAAGUCGGCGAAUGAGCGAAAAAUUGAGUUCAAAUGCCCGAAAUGUCAUACAUUGUUCCCCGUUUUCUUCUCAGCACAGAGGCAUAUACAAAAGUACCAUUGCGUCAAUGAAAAGGGUGAGAAAGUGAAUCCAAACUCACCUGAUCUGAUAAAGCCAUUGUCAGUGGAGCUAUGUGUAAGGUGCAACCUUAAAUUCACGGACUCUCAUGAUUGUCCAAUCACCCGUACGCUGGUUACAAUGUUCUCCUACGAAUGCAUGAGCUGUCAACAGAAGUUUACCAACAUGAAGAUGUACCAUGUUCAUGUUACGGGGAUGCAUGCUGACGGGGUUGAGAACAUGUUCUUUCGGACUAAUGAAGAAUUCAACAAAUGGAGGGAAGAAAUGGAAAAUCAAACUGAAUGCAAGUACCUGGUGAUGGCUAAAUACAGUACAAAACACAUCUACUGUUGUUCCUAUACGCCCGAUACUAAAGGGGACACCACACACCUUUGCCCCUCAACCGUAACAUAUCAAGAGUUUUCCAAAGGCAUACAAGUUCAUUAUUACCCAAACCACAGUGGUCACGAAUGCAAGCCGUAUAUCUUAUCCAAUAAAUACAAGUCUUAUACCAUCACAGAUUUAUUAGAGCAAGCAUCAAUCAGUGAAAUAUCAGAGGACGGUGACUUGUACCUCCAAUUCAAAACUUUAAUGGACAAUAUUGUUCUAGACGCUGCUAAAAUAAACAUAGACACUUUAAAGGUACUAAUUAAUAAAGCUAUCGACAUGACGUCAAUUUUGACGCAUUACGAUGAAGAUGAUGAAGUAAUCACUACUACAAAUCGAUCAUUUCUUUUGUUGGACAUGAAAAAGAAAGCUGAUGGGAAUGGUAAAAAGAUAGCUAAAGCCAUUGAAAACCUUGGCUCGAAAGGACUAAAACGUAACACAGACAGCAAUGAGGUAUCUCCUAUAUUACAGAAGCAAUUACGUAGAAGUACAUUCUCUUUGGCUGAUGAGAAAGAUUCAGACAAUAUUUUAAAAGCGCUUGAUGAUCAAAAUGUUAAGCUUAAUAAGAUUACAAAAAUGCAGUCUCCGUCUUCCUUCAACGAUUCAUAUAAAGAAUUUAUCGAUAAAAGCUUGCAUGAACAAAGUGAUAAACGUAAUAACAUCAGAAAUAAAAAGAAAGUUGUGAAAACCAAGAUGGGUCAAUUUAAACCCAGUAUUUCCCCAAAAAAGGUGGAAAAACGAAACAGUACAGGAAAAAUGAAAGACGUUGAGUACGAGGUUAGAGAGCGCGACGACGACUGCAACAUUCUUGUUUUAAAAAUAUAAUUAGUUUUUACAAGGUCGCCACAUGUAAUGCGUAUUUUUAUUUUACUUUUUAAUUAGUGUAAUAAAGUGUCCUUGAAUCCAAAGUCAUGAAAUAAAUUUAAAAAAUAAUGUCAAUCAAGAACUGA